AUGCGCUUCUCAAUCGCAUCGUCCCUUCUCUACCUAACGAGCGUGGCUAGCGCCGCCUCGUCCUGGAGCUUUACUGAUGGCACUGUCGCUGUCGGCCCUAGGAAUGCGAAGGAGGUUACUGCCAGAUUCGCCAGCCAGAAGCCAGUCAAGGAUGCCAUUGUCUUGGGUCCUACGGAUACCGUCACGGUCUCAUUGACUACGACAGAGGGUGAUCAGGCGAAGCGACCUCACCAAGCCUUCCUCAUCCUGAAUGAGGAGACCGGCCUUGAGGCGCCUUUCCCUCUCAAGAUGAAGACAUCUGGAAAGGGCACAGUCAAUUUUGCGCAAAAGGAUCUCCCCAUCCAACUCCUCUCCGACACCCCCAUCAAGGCCUACCUCGUGCUUGGUUCUUUUGGCUCUUCCGACCCCCUCAUCUCUCCCCUCUUCGAAGUUGAGAUCCGUCUCGAUCCCAACACUCCCCGACCCGAGUACACCGCUCCCGUACGAUACGGCCCCCGAGCUGGGAUCGACCACAUCUUCAAGGUCGGCGACACGAGCCCUCCUAUGGUCAUCUCUCUUGUCUUUGUGCUGGCCAUUGCCGCUAGUGUUCCUGCUCUCUUCCUUGGCUGGAUUAUACUUGGUGCCAAUGUCAACCACCUGCCCAAGGCUUUGGGUGCUGCACCCAUCUCCCACGCCGCCUUCUUUGGCUCCAUCGUUGCCAUUGAGGGAACGUUCUUCCUCUACUACACUAAGUGGAACCUUCUCAAGUCUCUGCCCGUUGUCAUUGCGCUUGGUGUCGUUGCCCUUCUGAGCGGAAGCAAGGCUCUGAGCGAGGUGCAGACCCGUCGCAUUGCUGGCGAGAGGUAA
This is a messenger RNA of Fusarium sp. VM40, 846 nucleotides long. The record is from the annotation of a GenBank genome assembly. Lineage: Eukaryota; Fungi; Ascomycota; Sordariomycetes; Hypocreales; Nectriaceae.